UGCUCAGUCUCUUGCUACCCAGGAAGAGUUAAGUUCGAUGCGCUGCCAGCUCUGCAGACUGUUUGGAAUAGUUUAAAUGCUUUGACACUGGGUCUGUACAGGAUGGCAGGGAGGCAGUUUACUGGGUAAUUCAUAUGCAAAACUGCACUAUAAAUUUCCAAGCUGUCUCAGUUGCCGUGGCACCACGAAGCAUUUCUCCACGUACAGUACAGUAUUUCUGCCAUCUUUGUUUGCAUUGCAGUGAGUCAUCAAAAGUCUGUCUUGCACCAACACCCGGAGCCGUGCAUUCCUCUGGCACCAACGCGCCACUGUUUUUAAAGCUGGGGCUGGGAGCUGGCAUUUACUUCAGCUCCCAAAUCAAAGGCGGCUAUUCAUUCCCGAGAGCUGCCUGGAUGUUCGUCUGCAUCCGGCUGCUUCAUUGAGAUGCUGCGCGCUGCCCGGGAGAGCCGGCCUGGGUGCAGCUGAGCUGCGGCCGCCGAGCCCAGCGCCCAGCUCUCUGCCACCCCCACCCCUCCUGCAGGGCUCCUCACGCCCUCCCCACCUCAGGGUUCCUUGCUGCAUUCCCCGAGCAGCUGGCGGGCCGGUGUGCGGGAGCCUGCUGCCAGGCUGAGUGGGCAGUGUCUGCCGCCGGCCACAGCCGCUAAAGAUGUGCCUCAUCCAGGCUGCCCCACGUUGAGUCUAAGACCCACCCACCACAGCACCCACCAUGUCUCAGAUGCUGCACAUCGAGAUCCCCAACUUCGGGAACACAGUGCUUGGCUGUCUCAACGAACAGCGCCUGUUAGGCCUCUACUGUGAUGUGUCCAUCGUGGUUAAAGGCCAGGCCUUCAAGGCCCACCGUGCAGUCUUGGCCGCCAGCAGCCUCUAUUUCCGAGACCUCUUCAGUGGUAAUAGCAAGAGUGCAUUCGAGCUGCCAGGCACUGUGCCGCCUGCUUGCUUCCAGCAGAUUCUGUCCUUCUGCUACACAGGUAAGCUCACCAUGGCGGCCAGUGAGCAGCUCGUGGUCAUGUACACAGCCGGCUUCCUGCAGAUCCAGCACAUCGUGGAGCGGGGCACAGAUCUCAUGUUCAAGGUGAGCUCACCCCACUGUGACUCGCAGACCACCAUGAUUGAAGAUGCCAGCUCAGAGCCCCAAAGUCCCUGCAACCAGCUGCAACCGGCUACUGCUGCCUAUGUCACGUCUCCUUCUGUGCCCAUCCCGCUUCUGACCCGUGUAAAGCAUGAAGCUAUGGAGAUGCCACCGGCCACUGGCCCAGGCCUGGCUUCCAAACGCCCACUGGAGACGGGCCCUCGAGAUGGUGUGGCAGUAGCUACGGGUGCUUCAGGGACACCUGGCACAGCCCCUCUGAAGCUGCCUCGAGUCUCCUACUAUGGUGUGCCAAGCCUGGCCACUCUCAUCCCCAGCAUCCAGCAGGUACCCUAUCCCCAGGGGGAGCGGACCAGUCCUGGGGCCAGCAGCCUGCCCACCACUGACAGCCCCACCUCCUACCACAAUGAGGAGGAUGAGGAAGAUGACGAAGCCUAUGACACCAUGGUGGAGGAGCAGUAUGGCCAGAUGUACAUUAAGGCCACAGGAAACUAUGCAGUGCAAGAGAAACCAGAGCCAGUGCCCCUGGAGAGCCGCUCCUGUGUCCUCAUCCGUCGAGACCUGGUGGCACUUCCUGCCAGCCUCAUCAGUCAAAUUGGGUACCGCUGCCACCCAAAGCUCUACUCGGAGGGAGAUCCUGGAGAGAAACUGGAGCUUGUAGCAGGCUCCGGGGUCUACAUCACACGUGGCCAGCUCAUGAACUGCCACCUGUGUGCAGGAGUAAAGCACAAGGUCCUUCUGCGGAGGCUCCUGGCCACCUUCUUUGACAGAAACACACUGGCCAACAGCUGUGGCACUGGCAUUCGCUCCUCUACCAGUGACCCGAGCCGAAAGCCACUGGACAGCCGAGUCCUGAAUGCCGUGAAACUGUACUGCCAGAACUUCGCUCCCAGCUUCAAAGAGAGCGAGAUGAACGUGAUCGCCGCAGACAUGUGCACCAAUGCUCGCCGAGUCCGCAAGCGCUGGCUGCCCAAGAUCAAGUCCAUGCUGCCAGAGGGCGUGGAGAUGUACCGCAGUGUCAUGGGCGCGUCGGCCGCCAGCCUGCCCCUGGACCCCGAGUUCCCGCCUGCUGCCUCACAGGUGUUUGAGCAGCGCAUCUAUGCCGAGCGACGGGGCGAUGCCGCCACCAUCGUGGCUCUGAGAACUGAUGCUGUGAAUGCUGAUCUGAGCACUUCGGCCAACCCUGCCUUUGAGGCUAAUGAGGAGGUGGAUGGGGCUGGCUCCGUUAUCCAGGAGGUGGCUGCCCCCGAGCAGCUGCCUGCUGAUGGCCAGAGCUCUCCUCAGGCCUUUGAGCAGGGCAACACCAGCUCCAGCAGGCCUCAGACACCAGUGGCCACAGCAACAAGAAGGCCAGAGGGCACCUAUGCAGGGUCUUUGUAAGUGGCCGGCAAGGCCGACUCACAAGGGACCGAGUACUAAAGCUGCUUGCAUGCAUUACUAAUACAAACAAAUGUGAUCAAGCCACUUACCUACUGAACUGCUACUGCUGCCUGACAAAAAUGUGAUUUUUAUUCUGCCUGUAUUUAAAAUGGAUGAAGGAAACAAAUGCAUUCAUUAUACUGUAAACAUUUAGGCCGCUGGCCACGCUCUGAGGGACAAAGGUCCCAGGGCAACUUUUUGAUAUUCCCCAGCUCAGUCUCCCAUGGUAGUACUCUCUUUCCCUUCUUGGGGAGGUAGAAGAGGCCACCAGGUCCCUGAUGUCCUGCCCUGACCCUGCCUCAUCCGCCUUUCCUAUUCCUCCUGCUCUGAAAGCAGAAGCUGGGGCAGCAGUGGCCUGGGCUGGAGGGGCAAACACAACACUCCAUUCUUACCCAUAUGAACCCCACUGGGAUAGUGGGGGGAGUGCUGGGACCCCAGAGGCCAGGCUUCUCUUGUUUUCAUUCCUCCCAGGAAGCCGCUUGUGUGUGUGUGUGUGUGUGUGUGUGUGUGUGUGUGUGUGUGGAGAGAGAGAGAGAGAGAGAGAGAGAGAGAGAGAGAGAGAGAGAGAGAGAGAGAGAGAGAGAGAGAAAGAGAAAGCAGGAAGACCAGUGAUGGCCCUGCAGUAGCUAUGGGUGGUCACCUGGGGGUGGGGGAAACAUGAGGUGUUCCCCUCUCCAUACCUGCAUCCUCACUCUGCUCUACCCAGACCCCCAGCGGCUGGCCUGCUGACCCCCCAGGGUCUCUCUGCCCCUGGCCAUGGCUGCCCUCACCACCCUCUGCCUCUCCAGCCACUCUGGGAUUUUGCUUGUUUGCUGUUUUUGUUUAGUUCAGACAUAUUUUGUUUGUGGUUUGGAAACUUUCAGACCGAACAGAGGAAAAAAAAAAAAAAAGAAAAAAGAAAAAGAGAAAAAAAAGUGAGAGACUAGUGGCCCUGUCCCCAGCCUGCUGCGGAUUGGGCUGAAAACAUGCCCAUAACUCCCACCUUGGCCUCCCAUUGGAGGCAGAGGGGGCUCAGGAAAGAAGAGCUGUGUACAGCCAAGCUAGGCCCCUGUGGGCCUGGCUAGCAGGGCACUGCUGCCUGGGAUGGUCCCAUCGCUCACUGUGGGUACCCUGUGUAAUUGGUGGCAGGUACAGGCCCUACAAGCCUGGGCCAGGGAAGUUAGCAGGUGUGGAUCUCACUGGGGACCAGAAACUUAGAGUAUCAUGAGGAUGGCACCUUCAGGGGACCGUUGAGGACAGCUGGCGGGCUCAAAGCUGUCGCUUUAUCAUUUUGAAGUGUGGGAUAUGCUCCUGAGACCACUUACCCAAGUGUCUCCUCUUGGACUCUUGUCUGAGGACUGCCUGCCUACCUGCAAAACCUAGCAGCCACUGAGGUGCCCAAGGACACUCACCAUAACAAACUUGAGAGGUCUAAUCCCUAUCCUGUGUAUCUUGAGUUUGCUGCCCUAUGAACCCCUCCUGUGUGCCCACAGGCUGAGCAAUCUUUUCCCCAUUUGGAGGGUAGGAGACCUGAGGUGUAGUUUAGACUCCGUCUGUAUCACCUUCUUUUAUUUUUCAGGCACUUCCCUGUCUUGGGGGCCUCACAGGUAGAACCCAUACUCUGCUGACUAUACAUGUCAAAACAUGUAUAUAUCAUAUCUUCCCCCUCCCCUCUUCUGAAAGACCUGUGGUAUGGGAAAGGGAAGGGGCAUCGUGGCAGGAGCUGUGGGAACUGAGCUCAGCCCCUCCCCCUGCUCCUUGGUAACCCAAGGCUUGCAUUCCUAGGGCCAGUUCAGAGGCUAGCUAAUGCCCAGCUCUGGAACUAGCUGCCCAGAGAUGAACCUCUCACCUCUCCCAUUUCCAUCUUAGUCCUAGGUAGGGUGGAACCCUAGCCAGCCCUUUAGUGACUUGGACCAAACCCUCCUGGUGCUGGGUGAAGACCAUAGAACUGUAGAGGGUAUGACAGGAUUGGGGGCAGGGCUGUGCCCUUCCCCUCUGGAAUAUCCCUUCAUCUGCUUCCCCCACCCAAAUUUGCACUUUAAUUUGACCAUCCUUGGGGACCUCUGGGAGACAAAGCCACCUGUUUUGGUUGGUGGUAGAAGGGCUCUUUCUCAUCCUUCCACUCCAAGAUGGGCAUGGUCCCCACCCUGGGCUAGCAUAGGGAAGGUAGUGCUGGCCAUUUCAGGAGACAGUGGCCUCACAGAAUGCCUGACCACUGCUUGGGCUAGCACAAUGUCCUCAACCUAUGUCCCUUAGUGUUUAUAAUUGCCAUCUGUUUUGUUCUGGGUAAGGAAGGCAAGAGCUAUAGGUAAAACUUCAAUAAUAUUAAAUGUGAAUGGAUUCUGAGCUCUCUCUGUGCCCCGGGUGGGCCAGGCAGAGCGUUUUGCACUAAUGUGUCCCAUGGUGGACGUGGUGGGGAGCGUUUGCAGACAUGCAUGGCCAAUGACUGUACCUGCUUGGGGGGAGGCGCUCCCUCUGCAUCCUGAAUGUACUGCGAGGCAGGCGGGUGGCAGGCCUGGGCUCCGAGGGGCCUUCCAGAGUGCCUUAGCAUCUUUUGAUUAUUUUUUCCAAGGAAAACCAAUUAAAAAAAAAACAGACCCCCUCCUUUGUUUACAAGAUGACUAAUUCCAGAAUCGGGGUUGUCUUGUCCUGUUAUGUGACCCUGACUCGUCCAGACCUUAUAGGUGAGAGCCUCUCAGCAUUUGUCAAAUGUCUACACCUCUGUUCCUAGCUUGACUACUAGCAAUAUGCACAUACUAUGUAGAGUCUAUUGUAGAAACUAUUGCUACAUCAGCAUCUUUGCCAUGAGGACAGUCGGGACUGAAUCGGGUUGGAGCUGCUGGGGCAAGGCUGGAUCCAGCCAUUACUCUUCUGUCCUCCCAGAGCAGACAAUAGUCUGCUGAGACGAAUAUAGCAGGUCCAGGGCGAGGGACCAGAGACAGGGAUGAUAGUGAGCUUGGAGGGGCUGCCUGUCUGCCCGGCUGUCUCAGUACUUGAAUUCUGUAUUGUUUUCUAUACCAGUUGCUUCAGCUAACAUCUGACUUGGUGUCUUACUUUGCCCUUGAAUGUGGAUGAAGCCAGCGGUGUGUGAAAGGCAAUUGAGGAGAGACUCUGAGGAGUCCUUCUGUGACUGCCUAGGAAAACUAGCUAUGUGGUGUUUAUUUAGAACCUAAAGGAAGGCAGAAGAAAGUGGCAGUGAGGGCUGGCAAGCUGACAGGGCCAGUCUCCUCUAAGGGACUGUGGCGUGCCUGGUGCUACCUGGUUCAACAGCAGGAACUUCCUAAGCCCAGUGUUAUCCAAGUCUUGCUCUGCCCCACUGUUCCUUGCUUGGGUUCCCUAAGAUGUUGAUUCUUAGCUGAUGGGGGAAGGGCAGAUGGCCCAUCAGCCAGCUGAAAACUCGAAAGACCCUGUUAGAAUCUGCUUGUUGUGGAUCCCAAAUUGGAAUGGCGACAAGCAUGUGACAUCUCAGCUUUACCCACUGCUUGGAAUGGUGCUGCUGCCGUGUGGUUCUGCAUGUCAGGCAGCCCAGCCUGUGCUGCUAGAAGAAGGGCUCACUACAAAGUGUUUCAAAAGCAGCAAAGGUGUUUGCUUUGUUUUGUUUUCCUAGAAAAGGAAAAGGAUGCAGGAUCUAAACCAUUCUGAUUCAGUAGCCUCUGCUUGUGUCCCACCAGUCGCCUCAUUGCAAGCAUUUUGCACACAAUUGUGAUUUUUAUGUCAAAAGAAGCCAAAAUUUGCAAUACUAUUUUUAGCAGACAAAAAGAGAACUCAGUAUAAAAUGUAUAAAUAUUUUUGACUUGAACAUUUUGUGUGGCUCUGGGUACAAGAAGAACAUUUAUUUAUCCCUUAAGUGGGAUGUUUGGAGAAAAGGACCCGAGGAAGAGGGUUGUUUUGAAGGCACUGUCCAGGGGUUAAAGUCACAUCAUAACUCAUGACUGUUAGAAAAUAAGUUAAUAAAGUCAGUUGCUCCCCUACCUCUAAGGAGGCCUUCACAGAACCGCUGAGCUAGAGCAAACACCACAUCUUGGCUUUCUUUCGUUUUAGGGAGGAGGAGGCUUUGUUUUUUGUUGUUUUUGUUUUGUUUUGUUUUUGUUUUUUUUUUGUCCCUCCAGAGUCCUCCUCUAUCAGUGCUGUGACCCUGUAGUGACAAGACUGUUACUUUGUAGCCAUGGCUGAAAACAUUGUAUUAAUAACAACAACAACAAAUUAAAAAAAAAAAAACAGCAAUGUCUGCAAGCUGACCAGGGAAACCCGCGAGCUGUGAGCCUGUGCUCAGAGCUGUUUCAGAAGUGGAAAUCCAUGACAAAAGGAUGUCAUCAUUAAUUGUAAAGUGCUUUGUAAAGUUCACAUUUACAGAAUAAUAAAGUCAAUUCAAACCCA
Grammomys surdaster is the source of this 6862-nucleotide messenger RNA. RefSeq names its product NACC family member 2 (gene Nacc2). Gene Ontology annotation, molecular function: RNA polymerase II cis-regulatory region sequence-specific DNA binding; protein binding; DNA-binding transcription factor activity, RNA polymerase II-specific. Bases 707 to 2467 code for a protein of 586 amino acids. The record is from RefSeq and is a predicted model, not a curated record. NCBI's taxonomy places the organism in Eukaryota, Metazoa, Chordata, Mammalia, Rodentia, Muridae. Gene Ontology annotation, biological process: regulation of transcription by RNA polymerase II. The transcript is spliced from 6 exons.